CCUGUCUGACGUCAUUUUCACUCUUCACGGAAGCAAUCGGCGCCGAUAUGAUGGGUGCUUCGCCAGUUUAGCAGCAGGAAGAGGAUGUCUGCUUUAAAUGAAGGACUAAUACCACCUGAAAAUAAGACCAUUUGUUAACGGAAUAGGCCGCUAGAGAGUGUUUCUGUUGAGUCUGCACGGAUUUCGGCCGUUCAUUUCCUGUUCAAGAAGCGGCUCGAAAACGGACGCCAGAUAAUAAAAUGUCCCUGUUUCAGUCGGCACUUGAUUUCCUAGCCGGGCCCGGCUCGUCCGGAGGGGCCAGCCGGGACCAGAAUGACUUCGUCGGACAAGUUGUUGAGCUCGGUGACAUGAAACUGCGGAUAAAACGUGUGAUCGCUGAAGGUGGAUUUGCUUUUGUGUAUGAAGCCCAGGACAUGAGCAGUGGGAAAGACUAUGCUCUCAAGAGGCUGCUGUCCAAUGAGGAGGAGAAGAACAAGGAAAUAAUACAGGAAGUCUGCUUCAUGAAAAAGCUAUCAGGCCAUCCAAACAUGGUUCAGUUCUCCUCGGCUGCAUCAAUCAGUAAGGAGGAGUCAGACACCGGGCAGGCAGAGUUUUUGAUCCUCACCGAGUUGUGUAAAGGUCAGCUGGUGGACUUCAUAAAGCGUGUGGAGCAAAGAGCUCCUAUGUCAUGUGACACUGUGCUGAAAAUCUUCUACCAGGCGUGUCGUGCUGUGCAGCACAUGCACAAACAGAAACCUCCAGUCAUCCACAGAGACCUAAAGAUUGAGAACCUCUUGAUUAGUAACCAGGGCACCAUCAAGCUGUGUGACUUUGGAAGCUCCACCACAGUGUCACAUUAUCCCGACUACAGCUGGUCUGCACAGAAGAGGUCCAUGGUGGAGGAUGAGAUUACAAGAAACACCACUCCAGCUUACAGAACACCGGAGAUGAUUGAUCUGUACUCUAACUUUCCCAUCAACGAGAAACAAGACAUCUGGGCUCUUGGAUGCAUCCUCUACCUGUUGUGUUUUAAGCAGCAUCCAUUUGAGGAUGGAGCCAAACUGCAGAUAGUCAAUGGAAAAUACUCCAUCCCUCAGAAUGAUGUCAAAUACACUGUGUUUCAUGACCUUAUACGUUCCAUGUUGAAGGUGAACCCUGAUGAGAGGCUGUCUAUUACAGAGUUGGUCAACCAGCUGCAGGAGAUCGCAGCUGCUCGCAACGUCAACCCCAAGUCUCCAGUUACAGAACUGCUGGAGCAGAACGGAGGAUUCGGAAACAACGGCGCACAGCCACCCAUGCAGAUCCAGAGUGUCCACAACAAUGCAGGAGUGUAUGAUCCCGAUCAAGCAGGAAGUGGCUUCCUGGAUCUCUUGAGGGGAGGAACCGAACGCUUCCUGACCAACAUUAAAGAUACAUCCUCUAAAGUCAUCCAAUCAGUAGCCAGCAACCCGAGCUAUGCCAAAGGAGACCUGGAUAUUUCUUACAUCACCUCCAGAAUAGCAGUGAUGUCUUUCCCAGCAGAAGGGGUGGAGUCUGCAAUAAAGAACAACAUUGAGGAUGUUCGUCUGUUCCUGGAUUCACGUCAUGCCGGCCACUACGCUGUGUACAACCUCUCUCGACGAUCCUACAGGCCUUCUCGAUUCCACAACAGGGUUUCAGAGUGUAACUGGCAGGUGCGCCGUGCCCCCAACCUCCGCAGUCUCUACAGCGUAUGCAAGAACAUGCAUCUAUGGCUCAAACAGGACCAGAGGAACAUCUGUAUAGUUCACUGUCUGGACGGCCGAGCAGCGUCAGCAGUGGCCGUUUGCUCUUUCCUAUGUUUCUGUCGCCUUUUCACUACAGCUGAGGCGGCUGUCUACAUGUUCUCUAUGAAACGCUGCCCGCCGGGCAUAUCCCCCUCACACAAGAGGUACAUAGAGUAUAUGUGCGACAUGAUGGCAGAAGAGCCCAUAAUUCCUCAUAGCAAGCCUGUAAUCAUUCAUUCCAUCAUCAUGACACCAGUGCCACUGUUCAACAAGCAACGCAAUGGGUGCAGGCCGUUCUGUGAAGUCUAUGUCAGAGACGAGAGGGUCCUCACAACCUCGCAGGAAUAUGACGGGAUGAAGGAUUUUAAGAUGGAAGAUGGUAGAGCACAGAUUCCCCUCAAUGUUACAGUUCAAGGAGAUGUACUUGUGGUGAUCUAUCACGCUAGAUCUACGCUGGGUGGACGUCUCCAGGCGAAGAUGGCUUCAAUGAAAAUGUUUCAGAUCCAGUUUCACACUGGCUUCAUUCCAAGAAAUGCAACUACUGUGAAGUUUGCAAAGUAUGAUUUGGACGCCUGUGACAUCCAGGAGAAGUACCCAGACCUGUUCCAGGUUAAUUUGGACAUUGAGGUGGAACCCAGAGACAGACCCAGCACCAAGACCCUUCCAUGGGAGGACUUCCAAACCAAAGGUCUUAACCCCAAAAUACUCUUUUCGUCUCGUGAUGAGCAGCAGGAAAUCCUCAGCAAAUUUGGUAAACCAGAGCUGCCUCGUCAGCCUGGUUCCUCUGCAUUUUAUGAGUCGGAGUCUCCUCCACCAGCUCAGACACCAGAUGGCGCCAAUGCGUCCGAAUCAGAAUCUCCAGUCAGCAACAAUGCCAACCCCAGCAACUUCUUCCAGACACUAGAUUGGGAAGAUGUUCAAAGUCCUCAAGAUGCUACAGACAGCUUAGGAGGCGGAUCCAUGAAUGAUCAGGAUGACCUGAGUGAUCAAUCAGAGGGAGAGUCUUACUCUGCUCCCAGCGGGGAAGCUUUAUCACAUGACCACAGUGAACAACUGUUUGAUGCUGAUUUUCAGGCAUCCCCUCCUGCACUCCAGGAAUCUGCUCGUAGUGACACAGCUGACCUCCUGGGGUUGAAUUCGGACCCUGAACCAUCUGCCAUGUCUUCAGGCUUCUCUGGUACUUCUAAUCAAGCAACCCAGGGAGGACUGAAAGCUGCGUCCAGCAACAGUGAUCUACUCAACGACUUGUUUGCACCUCCUGCUGGUCAGACAGGGGCAGUGCAAGAAGAACUGUUCUUCAGUGAGCCGACCAGUGGAGCCACACCUGACUCAAAACCCAUGGGCGACCUGUUUGAUCCAUUCGGGAUGGGGUCCGGCUCUGGUGUCGGUUCCAGUGUCGGCUCUUCUCGCCAAGCCUCCGGCCCUGACCUGUUUGGAGACUUGUUGGGCUCUGAUAGUUCAGCAACCAGCGGAUUCAGCUCAGCUCACAGUACCACCACCCCUGCAUCUAACACCAGCCUCUUCAACCUCAAUAAGAUUACAAAAGAUGGUCCUAAGAUGACUUCCUCAGCCAGCCAACCAGACCUGCUCAGUGGAUGGGACAGCUGGGCUGCUGGUACCACAGCAGGCAUCAGUACCAACACCAACAAACCCAGUUGUACCAACACAGCCACUGGUGUGUCGACCAUGUCGAAGGCAAAGUCUCAGACAUUUGAUCCUUUUGCAGACCUUGGAAGCCUGGGCUCCAACUUACCAGGCUCUUCAAGUAGUAACUUUUCAGGGACUUCAUUUGGCUCCAAGACUCCUUCUUCCUCCACCCCUUCCUCUGCUAAGCCUCAAGCACAGGCCUGGCAGUCUGGAAGACCCACCUCAGCUCAGACCAAACCUUGGAUGUCUGGACCUGGAUCAACACCUAAAGGCUCUUCAGCAUCUCAACCUGUAGGCACUCAACCCUCUAAACCCAACUACAACCUCAAUUUCUCUAGUGUCAUUGGUGGGAGGGAAGAGAGAGGAGUCCGUGGGCCUGUCUUUGGCUCCAAACCAAAGGUGAAAGAGGAUGAUUUUGAGGAACUCCUUUCCACUCAGGGUUUUGCAUCCAAGCCUGAUAAAAAGGGACCAAGGACCAUUGCUGAAAUGAGGAAACAAGAGAUCGCAAAAGACAUGGAUCCCCUUAAGUUACAGAUUUUGGAGUGGAUCGAGGGGAAGGAGCGAAACAUCAGAGCACUGCUUUCAACUCUGCAUACAGUAUUGUGGGAGGGGGAAACCCGCUGGAAGCCUGUGGGCAUGGCUGACCUUGUGACACCUGACCACGUCAAGAAAUUCUACAGGAAGGCAGUGUUAGUUGUCCAUCCAGAUAAGGCUACAGGUCAGCCUUACGAACAGUACGCUAAGAUGAUCUUCAUGGAACUGAGUGACGCCUGGUCAGAGUUUGAAAACCAGGGAUCCAAAGCUCUCUUCUAAAACCUCGGCCUGGACCACUACUAAACCCGACCCGACUGCACUGGACUUUAUUUGGCCCAACCAAACGAGGGUUUGACUGGGCCAGAUUGGACAGGGCUGAGCCCACAUUGGGCCAUAAAGGGCGCGGAGCCUCUGAGAGGUGUCCUCUCUAUAAUUCCCUUCUUCCUUCUUUACCUUCUUGUCUUUCUACAGUUAAAAGCAAAGAGCUUCUUGCCUCACGUCUUGCUGUGAUGAAAAAAAUUCUAAUUCUUGUUCUUACACAGAGGGUUUAAUAAACAUUGAGAUGGUUUUUAAACUCACUGCCUACCUGUGUGACUGCCUGAGUGUUGCUGCAAACAGUGGGAGGGAGGAGUAGCUCACAAUUAGGCAAAGAAUUUAAGAAAAGAUUUGAUUUGGCAGAUUAACAGAAAGAAAUGACCUGUUUUGGUUUAUUGGUGAUAAAAAUUUUAUUUAUGCUUUGCACGUUUGCAGCCAAUCUUGUAGUUUACUGGCAAAUAAAAGUGAUCAUCGCUGUUCAUUUCUCAGCUUAGCAGCCUAUUUAAAAGUUUUCAAAAUAUUGUUUGUGAUGUUUAGACCUGCUGCCUGAGAUGCAAGCAUUGAGGAACACACAAACUGUUUGAGAAAAUCCGAAAAGUCUUUAUGAAUCUUUAAAUGAAAACCUUUGCUGCUCUGUUUUGGGUCACAACUUGAAUUUUCGUGAGCCAGAAAGUCAGACACUUUACCUACUGAACACUACUUGUGCUGCCUGAUACCUGAUACUGCUGCAGCAGAUGGAAGUUUAAAAAAUAUGCAGGCCUCAAACAUGUUUCCCACACAAAUCCAGUCAGGCGUUCUGUGUUUAAGUGCUCUUUGACUUCCACCUUUUAAGUGUACACUGUGUAGCAAACAGCAUGCUCUCCUACACCAAACCUGUCAACAACAGGUGGACGACUUUGUUUCCUAACUAGGGACAUUUGAAUGGGCAGAUCAUUUUUUUCUAAAGUGCUCUUUUUCUUGUAGCAAGAACAGGAAAGAUGAUGCCAACAUUGUACUUGGUGACAGACCUCUCACCCUUUGACAUUAAGCUUCUCCUCCUCCAUCAUCACCAUCAUUCAUGUUUCUAUGGACCAGGCUUUUUGUCCUUUAAGCUCUUCUCACUUUAAGCACAGUUUACAGGCAACUACAGUUCAGAAAAGUGAUGGAUUGAAAAGGAAAUGUGAUGGUCUGUUCUGGUUUCAUCCUGGUUUUAUGGGGUGGGGUGUUUGUUUUCUCCCUCUUUGUAUUAAACUGUUUCAGUUAAAAUAUCACUUCUAUGUAAAUAUAAGAAUAUUAUCAUCCAUCAAGUGGCUUAAUGAAGUUUCCAGCUUGAGGGGUUAUUUUGUUUUUAAGCCUCAGGCUGAAUGUUUUUGUGUGUGUGACAAAUAAUGCAGCUUUAUUGGGCAUCAUUCUCUAUAGCUAAUUAUCAUUUUUUUGUGUCAAAUCUUUCCAACUCUUCUUUCAUUCACAUUUUCCUCAUGAACCAAUCAGAUCUCUUUUUUCAUAUUUAUUAUUGCGUUUUAUGAAAGUGUUUAGGGAAAACGAUGCAUUCAUACAAGUGGGUAUUCAUUUAUAUUAGUGGAAGGUUUGGAACGAAAAUCGGACAGUUGUUGGUUGAUCAGAGAGCCGCCAUUGUUUUCAUUCCAAUGCAUCACAUGUUAAUACGAAUGUGCUUUUAUAAGUGUAUAUCCUGUCUGUUGUUUCCUACCUAGAUCUGUAACUCUUAUCCUUUUGGGUAUUCAGUCCUUUUAUGUCACAAAUUACUUUUUUCCCCUUUAAAUUUAGAGGUGAAAGUGUUGAUUCUGUUUUGUUUCUAAUGUUUUGUAAAAUAAAAGAAAAUGCCCACAGAAGGGGACAGCAAACCUAAAUAACUGAUGCUAAAUUCUUUUUUGUUUUUUUUGUUUUUGGACGGUCGGACAAUAUAAAGCUGAAGAAUGGCAAAAAACAACACUUGACAGUGUUAACUGUACCAAAUUACACCAUGCUAAUAUGAAUGUAAAUUUAAAUGUAAAAAGUAAUUAAAAAAAGACAUUUGAUCUGGGA
Messenger RNA from Girardinichthys multiradiatus, 6242 nucleotides. RefSeq names its product cyclin G associated kinase (gene gak). The transcript has 30 exons. Gene Ontology annotation, biological process: positive regulation of Notch signaling pathway; protein phosphorylation; regulation of clathrin-dependent endocytosis. Lineage: Eukaryota; Metazoa; Chordata; Actinopteri; Cyprinodontiformes; Goodeidae. The record is from RefSeq and is a predicted model, not a curated record. Gene Ontology annotation, molecular function: AP-2 adaptor complex binding; protein serine/threonine kinase activity; ATP binding. Gene Ontology annotation, cellular component: cytoplasm. Bases 240 to 4184 code for a protein of 1314 amino acids.